AUGCCACAGGCGUCAGGAAGCACCCAGACGCAACUGGAGUUGGUCCAUCCUCUGUCGGCGAAGAGAAAGGAGGACAUCACCAAGGGGAUUGUGCAUUACAUCGCCCAAGAUAUGAGGCCAGUCAACACAGUGGAAGGAGAGGGCUUUAAGAACAUGUUUAAAAUCGUCGAGCCAAGAUAUACUGUGCCAGCACGGGAGACUGUCAUGCGUGCGCUACGUUCGCAGUUUGAUGGACUUAAAGUAAAUGUAAACCAGUUACUCCAAUCCUCCGAGGCUGCAAGCCUCACAACUGAUUUGUGGUCUUCGCUUAGAAUGGAGGCAUACAUGACAGUUAAGGCCCAUUUUAUCGAUGCGGACUGGAAAAUGAAUAGCGUUGUGUUAGAAACAAAGCAGAUGGAUGAAGCGCACACGGGAGAAAAUGUUGCUGCGCGACUCACUCAAGUCGCAGACACUUACCACAUUCCACCAGAGAAGCGGGUGUCAGUGGUAACGGACAACGCUGCCAACAUGGUCCUCUCGGUGGAAUUACUGAAGGGAUCCGGUCAGUGGCCAGACGUGGAGUUGGUUAGGUGUGCAGGCCACACCCUGCAGCUGUGCGAUGUGGCCACCCGGUGGAACUCCACCUGCUUUAUGUUGGAGCGACUGUUGGAGCAGCGCUGGCCCAUCACCGCCACUUUAUCGGACCCCAAUUACACUAAGAGGAGUGACAGCAGCACUUUGGACAUGACAACAGAGCAGUGGAAUAUGGCUGAAGACAUCACAGACGUUCUUAAGCCCUUUAUUACAUUGACCGAGCUGUUGUCGGAGGAGACUAACACAUCCCUGUCUGCGGCCUUCCCAAUGCUUGAGAAUCUAAAAAAAAGUCAUCUUGCCGUCACAGAUAACGAUAGUCCAACAAAGAAGAAGAUGAAACUUAAGCUUGUGCAGGAAAUAGAUAGUCGAUGGAAACUCAAAGACCGAGUUGUGAUGACAAGCAGCCUGUACAUUUUAGCUGCAGUACUGGACCCGCGCUUCAAACAGCUACCUUUUCUUAAUGAUGAGAAACGGGAUGAGGCCUAUUCUGAAGUCGUAAAACUUGCACAAAGGCUAAGCCUCUCAGGAGACAGCGCAGAGCAGACAGGGGAUGAUGAGGACCCGUUGGCAAAAAAACAGAAAACGGCAAAAGAGAAGGAGAUAGCAAUGCUUCUUUGUGGACAUGGUGCAGAGGAUGACCCUGAUGAGCCAAGCGCACAAAGAUCCUCUUGCGACGAAAUGAAAGAUUAUCUUAAGGACAGAAGUAAAGUGGACACUGCUGGGCCACUUGCGUGGUGGAAAAAUAACGAGGAGAGAUAUCCACGACUUGCUCGGGCAGCCAAACGCCUGCUCUGCAUCCCUGCAACCUCCACUCCUGCAGAGCGCAUAUUUUCCAAAGCAGGAUUUAUUGUUAACAAGUCGAGGAGCUGUCUUUUACCCAAGAAUGUGGACAUGUUAGUGUUUUUGGCCCAAACAUAA
Messenger RNA from Sander lucioperca (pikeperch), 1491 nucleotides. Its product is annotated as zinc finger BED domain-containing protein 1-like. Lineage: Eukaryota; Metazoa; Chordata; Actinopteri; Perciformes; Percidae. Gene Ontology annotation, molecular function: protein dimerization activity. The transcript has 2 exons. The coding region runs from base 1 to 1491 and encodes 496 amino acids. The record is from RefSeq and is a predicted model, not a curated record.